This is a messenger RNA of Bombyx mori (domestic silkworm), 1719 nucleotides long. Lineage: Eukaryota; Metazoa; Arthropoda; Insecta; Lepidoptera; Bombycidae. The record is from the annotation of a RefSeq genome assembly.
AUUUGUUUUAAUUCUUUUUUUUUUUUAUUUUUUUUUAUGUUAAUUAAUUUUUUUUUUUUUGUUUAUUUUAUUAUAAAUGGCUUAUCUGUAUUUUUUGAAUGGGAGAUUAUUAGUUUUAAUUCUAUAAGUAUUGUAAUAUCAAUUUUAUUAGAUUGAAUGUCUUUAUUAUUUAUAAUAUUUGUUUCUUUAAUUUCUUCUGUUGUUAUUUUUUAUAGAAAAAGAUAUAUAAAUUCUGAGUUAAAUUUAAAUCGUUUUAUUAUUUUAGUUUUAAUAUUUGUAUUUUCUAUAGUUUUAUUAAUUAUUAGUCCUAAUUUAAUUAGAAUUUUAUUGGGUUGGGAUGGUUUAGGUUUAAUUUCUUAUUGUUUAGUAAUUUAUUAUCAAAAUUUAAAAUCUUAUAAUGCUGGCAUAUUAACUGCUUUAUCUAAUCGUAUUGGUGAUGUUAUAAUUUUAAUGGUUAUUUGUUGGGUUAUAAAUUAUGGAAGUUGAAAUUAUAUUUUUUAUUUUGAUUUUAUGAAGAAUGAUUAUGUUAUAUUUAUUAUUAGUUUUAUAAUUAUUAUUGCAGCUAUAACUAAAAGUGCUCAAAUUCCUUUUAGUUCUUGAUUACCUGCUGCUAUAGCUGCUCCUACUCCUGUUUCUGCUUUAGUUCAUUCUUCUACUUUGGUUACGGCCGGUGUAUAUUUAUUAAUUCGUUUUAAUUAUUUAUUGAUUGAUAUAUUUUUUUUUAAGGUUUUAUUAUUUUUAUCUAUUUUAACUAUAUUUAUAUCUGGUAUUUCUGCUAAUUAUGAAUUUGAUUUAAAAAAAAUUAUUGCUUUAUCUACAUUGAGUCAAUUAGGUUUAAUAAUAAGAAUUUUAAGAUUAGGGUUUCCUGAUAUUGCUUUUUUUCAUUUAUUAACUCAUGCUAUAUUUAAAGCUUUAUUAUUUAUAUGUGCUGGGGUUAUUAUUCAUAUAAUAAAUGAUAUUCAAGAUAUUCGUUAUAUAGGGGGUUUAUCUUUAUAUAUUCCUUUAACUUCUUUGUGUUUAAAUAUUUCAAACUUAUCUUUGUGUGGUAUUCCUUUUUUAUCUGGAUUUUAUUCUAAAGAUUUAAUUUUAGAAAUGGUUAGUUUUAAUAGUUUUAAUUUGAUAGUUUUUAUUUUAUUUUAUUUAUCUACGGGUUUAACUGUUUUUUAUACUUUUCGUUUAAUUAUAUAUGUUAUAAUUAAUGAUUUUAAUUUGAUAAUAAUUUAUAAUUUAUAUGAUGAAGAUUAUAUUAUGUUAAAUAGAAUAUUUGUUUUAUUAUUUAUAAGAUUAUUAAGUGGUAGUUUUUUAAGUUGAUUUAUUUUUUCUUAUCCUUAUAUAAUUUAUUUACCUUUUAAUUUAAAAUUAAUGGUAAUUUAUGUUAGUAUUUUAGGUUCAAUUUUAGGUUUUAUGGUUAGAAAUAUGGGAAUUUAUAGUUUAAAUAAAUUAUUAUUAAGAUAUAAUUUAAGAAGUUUUUUAUGUUUAAUAUGAUUUAUACCUAAUUUAUCUACUUAUGGUUUAAGUUAUAUUUAUUUAAAUUUUAGACAAAUUUUAUUUAAAAAUAUUGAUAUAGGUUGAAGAGAAAUUUAUAGAGGUAAGGGUAUUUUUAAUAUUUUAAAGAAUUAUUCUGUAUUUUAUAAUAUUUAUCAAAUAAAUAAUUUUAAAAUUUAUUUAUUUAGAUUUAUUUUAUGGUUUAUAAUUUUAUUUAUUUUUUUUUUUAUUUAA